This is a messenger RNA of Stylonychia lemnae, 2964 nucleotides long. NCBI's taxonomy places the organism in Eukaryota, Ciliophora, Spirotrichea, Sporadotrichida, Oxytrichidae. The record is from the annotation of a GenBank genome assembly.
AUGGAAGAUAUAAAGAGGAGGUUCAAAGAAUUCAAAAAUAAUGUUCUGAAUUAUUCAGAGUUUUACGCUACAAUCCUUGGAUUUUUCGUUCUUCAGAUAGUCACCUAUUACGUAGCUUAUUUUGCAGCUAAACAGAAUUUGAUCAUCGAAGUGACUGUGAGAAUAUUCUUUUCAGUCAUAUUCUUCAUAAUCUUGGCUCUUAUAGAACAAAACUUGGAUUAUUAUCAGUUCAGAUGGCUCACUGUUUUAUCUAUAAAUCAGAUUCUAAUCCUUUGGUCUGUGGUAGCCAACCCUUUCCACAGUCUAAUAAUUCUGGCUAUAGUUACCCAUCCUUUACUAAACUAUCUGAAAGCUCUUGAUCUAUAGCGUAUUGACCCAAUGGCGAUACUAGCAUAAAGUUAGAAAGAUUAAGAUGAUAUUCUGCCAUCAGCUGGUUUAGUCCAAAAAAGUACAAGAAAAGAUAGAGCAAUUAUUAAAACCAUAUUUGAUGUGAUUAUUUCUGUGGGACUAUUGGUUCAUUUGAUGUUGUAUAAGGAGGAAUUCACUCCUGAUUUCUUUCAUUUUAUGGUCAACUUAAAUGAGGAUUACUGCCAUUAUAUAUGGAUUCUUACUAUGUGGUUAGCAUUCAAGAGCUUUCUGGUUUAAGACAAAUAAAAUUUAACUAUUCAAGGAAGAGCAAUUUCAGUCCUAAUUUAAGGUGUUUUCGGAUUAACUAUAUCUUCUGAACUCAAUUUACUCUCACUUUCUAUACUUACUGUUUUGAUGGGAGUUGCUUAUGUUAGAGUAGUCUACUAAAAUCAUAUGAACUUGAUGAUUGCUUUCUUUAUAUUCCUCUAUCUAACCUAAAACUUUGUAGUAAAUUUAAUAGAUUUGCUAGUAUUCAAAGCCUACUUAAACAGCGGUUAUUAUCAUGAUGAUGAUUUUUUGAAAUCUUUUAGUUAUAAAGUAUUCCAGGCAUUUAUCAGUUUACUAUUUUCUGCACUUUACAGUCAGUCUAUUUACCCCACACAUCAAAAAAUACUGCUGGCCCCUUAGAUACUUGAAGACUUAUUUUUAAUGACUAUUCCAUCAUGCUUUAUGAUGCUUUUCUGCUUCUUAUAUGAAUUGACCUAUGAGCCAGCUGGUAAAAGAACACGUAUCUACAAAACAGAACUCACCAAGGUCUUUUUCACUAUCCUCUACUUUUUCCUAAUAGCUAUGAUCUUUGCUAAUUGGCUCUAAUCUCUAAGAAAAUUCAUCAAGUUAACUCAAAGAAAGCUUCUACUUUAAGACUAACAAGCAAGAUUUCGACAUGAAGAGCUAAACAGAAGAAUUAAUCAUGAAAGAGAGGAAUAAGUACUAGCAGCUGGAAAAUAAAAGAAGAGAAUCUUAAGAAAGUUUACAUUAACUGACUUCUCAUUGAAUGAAAUCAUUGAUCUAUUUCUAAACUAAUUUGACUAAUUCGUGGUCGAGUAGUGUCAGCAUUUCUUAGACUCUGAAUUUAUGAAUGUAAUGAGGAAUAUCUAGAAUACUUCAGCUAUCCUAUUUUUCAUUUUGGUCCAUAUUCCCUUGUCAAGAGUCUCUUAAUUUUUCGCACUAGUGACAACUAUGAUACCACUAAUUUUAGAUAAGAAAAAUAAAGAGAGAAUAUACAUCUGGGCUUAUAAAGCUGUUGCAUUUAUUACGAGAAAUAUUGACUAAGAACCACCUAAGAUCCUAAGAAAGAGAGGUGUUGACUCCACAAAUUUGAAGGCAAAGAAGUACUUAGAGAUACUGGAAAACUAGAAGAUCUCUAUAGAUAUGACUGUAUUCUUUCUCGGACUGACUCUAGCUGUCUUAUUCAACUACGUCUAUGUGUGCUAUCUCGGUGGUCUAGUUAACUCAAUUUGUGAAAUAAUGAUAAAGCUAUUUGAUAAACUUGGCUUUGAAGUUCACUUUGUCAGAUUAAUUUACUUCACCAUUUUCGAUCAGAGUUCCACAGAUCUCUCUGACACUCAAAAACAACAAUUUUAUCAGUCUCUAAUGAUUGAUCACUUCCAUUUAUUGUUUAUCAUUAUACCUAUGUAUGUGAUAUCACUGCAAUACUUAACUGCUAGUGCACUUGAGCACUACAACAAAAAAGCAAAUGCUUUUAUUGCUCCAUUUGCUGCAAUUCCUAUUUUCUUUUUCUAGAACUAUGAUAUUCUCAUAAUUGCUAUUUUAGUAUUGUGCUGCAACCUAUGGGUAGCUUGGAAAUAAUUAGAUACUGACGAGUAUACCUGGGCAACCUACUAUAGAGACCAGAUUGAGAGAUAAAUAAAAGCUACUCAAAGUAGAUCUAGCUACAUGACAUAAAUAAAUGAUAUAAACCCAUUUACAGAAAUACCCAUGAUAGAUCCACUUUCACUCCAAGGCUAAAAUUCUUAAACAAGCCUUCUUGGAGCAAGCUAAGACUAGCAAGAAGAUAUAGAAGCUUAGAAUAUUAAUCCUGGUUUGCAUAUGUCUUACUAAGUUCAGGAUUAACCAAAGAAGUCAGCAUAAGAUAAAAUGAUAGGGGCAUUUGGAAAGAAAAUGAAUGUUAAUCAAGGAAAUAAGGAUGUAGCUGGGAACAGGAUCAACGAUUUGUUCUCACAGGAGCAAGCGCCUUCAAUAUUAGAGCUGCAAAACUUAUCGAAUAAUAUAAUUUAAUCAUUCAAGGGGGAUAACACUGAAAUAGAUGUCAAAAAGAUUAAAGACUACGAAAAAAUAGUGAAUGAACUGCUCAGGUAAAAAAUUUUCGACAAAGCAGAGGCUAUUCUUAAUAUAAUGGUAAAGAAUGAUUCACAAGCUGUGUACUAUGUUAAGAGAGCGAGGUGCUACAAAAAUAUGAAGAGAUUUAUUGAGGCUACUGAGGAUCUUUAGAUGGCUAUUAGCAUGGCUCCAAAUCUGAAUGCUACUAUUAGUAGUGAAGCAUUUUAUAAUUAGAUGGAGCAUUACUACAGAGACUACGAUAUAAAGUAUUGGUGA